AUGGAUCAACACGACGACUUUGACAGCGUCUCCUGGAAGCAUGAUCCAGACAGCGAUGUCUCCCGACCUACAACGUCGGGCACAGACGCAGAGGAAGCGCAAAGGUAUGACCAGGAUACCAAUGGCAAGCGAAGGAUGAGCUCCGCACACGACGAACCCCAGGCCGGCUCGCUGGCCGAUGCUGUGGACCUGGCUGGUAUUGGUGACGGUGUGCUGGAGUGCCGUGUCGACAAGCCACUAAAAGAGGGCGACGGCACGAAAGAUGCGUAUAUCUCUUAUUUGGUUUCCACACAUACCGAUUUCAAAUCUUUUCAGAAGCCCGAUUUCUACGUCAGGCGGCGAUUUACCGAUUUCUAUUUUCUGUACAAGACGCUCUAUCGCGAAUACCCAGCAUGCGCUGUGCCGCCGCUGCCUGAUAAGCACAAGAUGGAGUACGUGCGAGGAGACCGGUUUGGGCCGGAAUUCACAUCACGGCGUGCAUGGUCGCUGCACCGAUUCCUCAAACGUCUCACCUUACACCCGGUGCUCCGACGAGCUCCGCUGCUCAUCAUCUUCCUCGAAUCGCCAGAGUGGAAUGCGCAUAUGCGGUUGCACUCGACCCGUACCUCAACGAAUGCUACCUCGGAUAAUGCAUCGACCGGAAUUUUUGAUAACUUCACCGAUACAUUUGUUAAUGCUUUCACCAAGGUGCACAAGCCCGAUAAACGCUUUAUCGAGGUGAAGGAGAAGGCGGAUAAGCUAGACGAGGACCUUUCGCAUGUGGAGAAGAUCGUGGCGCGGGUUGCGCGGCGUGAGUCUGAUCUGGAGACAGACUAUACCGAGCUCGCGACCCAGUUCCGCAAAUUGGUUCCUCUUGAACAGGCGGUUGAGAUGCCAUUGCAAGUGUUCGCAGCCUCGGUGGAGGAGACGGCGCGCGGGAUGCAUGGCUUGAAGGACCACACCGAUCAAAAUUACUUGGGCUCACUGCGCGAUAUGGAGGCGUACAUCUUGUCCCUCAAAUCUCUCUUGAGGACCCGCGAACAGAAGCAGCUCGACUUCGAGGCCCUGGUGGACUACCGUAACAAAGCCGUCGCUGAGCGCGACUCUCUCGCCGCCAACCCGGCCGCUUACUAUGCAUCCAACCCACUCACUUCCUCCCCGGCAUCUUUCAUCCGCUCUAAAAUGGAAGAUAUGCGCGGCGUUGACCACGAGCAGUCGCGUCGCGAACGUGUACGCAAGCUUGAACUUCGUAUUGACGAACUCACCCGCGAGGUCGAGUCCGCCAAAACCACUUCAGAAAUGUUUGAUGAGGAAGUCGUCCGUGAAGUAGCUGAUUUCGAGCGCAUUAAGGCUGUCGAGUUUCGUGAUUCCCUUGGCUCCCUUGCCGAGUCUCACAUCGAGUUCUACCAAGGUGUGCUCUCUACUUGGGAACGGUUCAUUGCGGAAAUGGAAGGCGAUUCUGACAUUGGUCUCGAAGCUGAUCCAACAGCUUACGGGGCCAAGUAA
This is a messenger RNA of Penicillium macrosclerotiorum, 1485 nucleotides long. Its product is annotated as sorting nexin-4. The coding region runs from base 1 to 1485 and encodes 494 amino acids. Gene Ontology annotation, cellular component: phagophore assembly site. Gene Ontology annotation, biological process: autophagy; cytoplasm to vacuole targeting by the Cvt pathway. Lineage: Eukaryota; Fungi; Ascomycota; Eurotiomycetes; Eurotiales; Aspergillaceae. The record is from RefSeq and is a predicted model, not a curated record. Gene Ontology annotation, molecular function: phosphatidylinositol binding. The transcript is spliced from 2 exons.